AUGGGUGAGCUCUGGUUCCACAGCAGGGGAGACAUGGCCUACCUGGGCGACUGGUGCAGCUCUGACCACGACUGUUACCUCCUGACCUCGGGAGAGGUCACCUGCUGGAAGAACACGUGCUCCUGUCCCCCGGGAGAGUUCGCGCAGAACACCACCAUUUGUGGCUCCGGCCGGCCGGUGACCGGCCCCGGACAGUUCACCUCGACUGAACCCACGGAGACCAGCAGCAGUCGCGGAGACCACCAGUCACCACCAGCAGUCACCACGGAGACCACCAGCAGUCAGUCCACCACUGGGCCCACGGACUCCAGCACGGGUCCACCUACUGAGACCAGCAGCCAGGCGAACACCACCGUUCAAAGCACCACAGUGACCGUUGCCACCACAGAAACCACCACAAGUGUCGCAACAAACACCAUCUUCAAUUUAAUGCAUCAGUCAGACGCUUUGAGCGCAGACGGCAGGCGCUACCUCGACUGUACGAAGAAAAAUCGUCACAACAAUGUCCUAGUGGGGAUUGCAGACUUUCAUCACGCUUCGAAUCUGGAUGCGGUAUUCUGCUCCGAAUACGCCCACCUGCCCGACCUGGUUCUCGGCAAAGCAACCCAAGUGGCAAUGGAUCAACUUCCGUUACGCUGUGAACAAGGCUCUGUCCUUGUCGGCCUCGGAGACAAGGACAAGUAUUUCCGGAAUCCAGAGGUGAUGCUGUGUGCUCCCGUGUUGCCACCAUAUCGCGUAGACGAGGAGGACUGCGUCGACCUCACCGUCUCCGAUCCCAAACAGCACUGGGUAGUGGCCAAAGAGGACCUGACCGACUUUUCAAAGUGGCCGUUCAAAUGCCCCCAGCUUCCUGCUGCCACCGGUAUUGUUCGUCUGGAGUACAACACGGCCUCCAAUGACCAGAACUGGUUCGGUGCAACGUGCUGCCGUGUAAAAUAAACGAUACCGCGCUGAACACGAUCAAAUGGCUCGCCGAAACUCUAAACACACUCUGAGAUACCCUAUGUAUACUCACGCAUCGAUUAUUUCACAUAGCAUUUUACUGCACAUGCUUGCUAACGCAUGCCUUGAAAGCUAGAACUUCAGGCAAAUCCCUUCGGUUUGUGUGAAGAUCUUUAAGGGUCCGGUCUUGAGUGAUUUUUGGGUGCUGAUACCAAGUGCCUUUGAGUGUAAAUAAUGCAAAAUGCACAUGACAUUCAUUCAUACGACGCCAGCCAAAUAUGACACCUUACGUAAAUGCAGCAUUUCACUCGCACUUGGUGAACCUUUCGCCUGUUACGGAAAGGCGUUUCACCUUAAUCGCCUUUGCAGUUGGCAAUCCCUCGGGGUGCUUACUGCUUAGUACCUGUUGUGUUAUACAACGGGUCGAUAUAAAGCCUGGCUGCUACCCGUGGCCACGUUUCGCGAAACAGCUUGCGAUUUAUAUAAUUUAUUUCAAAACGCCUAACGGAACGGCUAACAUGGUGAACGGCUUACGAGUAAAAGUUGUCAUGCUCCUUCGAUAUGUAAAAACUUAGAGAAAGUAAGAGAAAAAUGUUGGAAAAGGCAAGCAAUGUAUAAAAUCAAAUGCAUAAAUCAAAAGCUGACGAGACAAAGUUUAACUUAAAAAUUGCCUCUCG
Molecule: messenger RNA, 1619 nt
Organism: Amphibalanus amphitrite
Lineage: Eukaryota; Metazoa; Arthropoda; Thecostraca; Balanomorpha; Balanidae
Product: location of vulva defective 1-like
Exons: 7
Coding region: 1-939 (312 amino acids)
Source: RefSeq, a predicted model, not a curated record